AUGCGGGACGGGGGCGCACAGGCCGGGCCCCGGGAGACGAGCCCUCUGCUCGGAGGCUCAACCGUCGCGGCCCGGGACUCUGCCGAUGCGGAAACGCCCGCCUCGAACGGAACCUUUGGGCAGCCUAACGGCGCUGCCACGGACUCGGCCGAGGCAGCGGACUCGGAGACGCGGGAGGGCCUGCCCGAGGUUGCCGCCAAGCUCCCCAUCUUGGUGCCGGCCAUUGGCAUCGGUAUCUUUCUGUGUGCCCUGGACCAGCUGCUGGCGGUCGCCACCUACGCCAAGAUCGGGAGCGAUCUCAACGCACUCAACAGCACGAGCUGGAUAGCGACAGCGUAUUUCUUGACCUUGACGAGCUUCCAGCCCCUGUACGGCAAGCUCAGCGACAUCUUCGGCCGCAAGGAAUGCCUGCUCUUCUCCUACCUCGUCUUCGGCCUCGGGUGCCUGGGGUGCGGCCUCGCGCGGGACAUGACGCAGCUCGUCGUCGCCCGGGCCAUCGGCGGCAUCGGCGGCGGCGGCAUGAACGCCGUCGUCUCCAUCCUCAUGACCGACAUCGUGCCCCUCCGCGACCGCGGCGUCUGGCAGGGCUACAUCAACAUCAUCUUUGCCGCCGGGACGGCUACCGGCGCGCCCCUGGGCGGACUGCUCGCCGACUCGGUCGGUUGGAGAUGGUAA
This is a messenger RNA of Thyridium curvatum, 675 nucleotides long. RefSeq lists its product as uncharacterized. Gene Ontology annotation, biological process: transmembrane transport; basic amino acid transport. NCBI's taxonomy places the organism in Eukaryota, Fungi, Ascomycota, Sordariomycetes, Thyridiales, Thyridiaceae. Gene Ontology annotation, cellular component: fungal-type vacuole membrane. The transcript has 3 exons. The record is from RefSeq and is a predicted model, not a curated record. Bases 1 to 675 code for a protein of 224 amino acids. Gene Ontology annotation, molecular function: basic amino acid transmembrane transporter activity.